Molecule: messenger RNA, 1192 nt
Organism: Scophthalmus maximus (turbot)
Lineage: Eukaryota; Metazoa; Chordata; Actinopteri; Pleuronectiformes; Scophthalmidae
Gene: trappc4
Product: trafficking protein particle complex subunit 4
Exons: 5
Coding region: 40-699 (219 amino acids)
Biological process (GO): endoplasmic reticulum to Golgi vesicle-mediated transport
Cellular component (GO): TRAPP complex
Source: RefSeq, a predicted model, not a curated record
GGUCACGUGACUUCGUGCCGUCAGCUGUCCGUCGCAAAGAUGGUGAUCUUCAGUGUGUACGUGGUGAACAAGGCCGGAGGUCUGAUCUACCAGUAUGACAACUACGUGCCGCGGGCCGAGGCCGAGAAGACGUUCAGCUUCCCGCUGGACCUGGUGCUCAAGCACCACGACGAGAAGGUCAUCGUGUCGUUCGGCCAACGCGACGGCAUCCGAGUGGGACACGCAGUGUUGUCCAUCAACGGAGUGGACGUGAUGGGGAAGAACACCGGCGAAGGGAAGGACAUCCUGGAAUACCUGAGAGAUGCCAACAACUACCCGGUGUCCAUCCGCUUCGGACGGGCUCGCCUGAGCUCCAACGAGAAGCUGAUGCUCGCCUCCAUGUUUCACUCGUUGUUUGCAAUCGGAUCACAACUGUCUCCCGACGUCGGCAGCUCGGGGAUCGAGAUGCUGGAAACGGACGUCUUCAAACUCCACUGCUUCCAGACUCUCACAGGGAUAAAGUUCAUCGUGCUCGCAGACCCUCGACAGUCCGGCAUCGACACGCUGUUGAGGAAGAUUUAUGAAAUCUAUUCAGAUUUUGCCCUGAAGAAUCCCUUCUACUCUCUGGAGAUGCCCAUCAGGUGUGAACUCUUUGAUCAGAAUCUGAAAGGUGCGCUGGAGGUCGCAGAGAAAGCAGGAAACUUCGGAGCCGGAUCCUGAAGCCAAGAGGAAUGAAAGGACUGAUCGGUCAUUUCUGAUCACAUCACGAGAGAUGAGGUGAUUUUAAAUGACCGAGGGAAAUUAAAGCGGUUUUCAGACACAGUUUUCCAAAUAUCUUGGUAAGUUUGCCGUUCACAUAUGAAGAACGCAGCAGGAGAAUGUCCGAGUUAGAUGAGUUCGAUUUACAGCAGGAACAUUUCGGGAACAGUCAGAGGAAGGAAUGCUGUAUUCUCACUCUUAGACAUUUUCCGUAUAUUGUACCAGGGCGGCUGGCAGGAACGUUUCCGGAAAAAUGUCCACAGCAACAAUUGCGUUCUCACAUGCAGCCGCUGCGGAGAAGUUUGUGUAACUGUCCGGACUUCAUCAGUUCAUGUCUGAAAGCAGCUCAUGUGGAUUCUCUCUGCUCCUUUUGAGCUGUGAAUGGAACGUGACUCAUUGUAAAUACAUGUUUUGUAAAUAAUCCAAAAAGAUAAAACUUGUGUUGAUAAUUUAA